Gastrolobium bilobum is the source of this 1935-nucleotide messenger RNA. Its product is annotated as protein FAR1-RELATED SEQUENCE 5-like. The record is from RefSeq and is a predicted model, not a curated record. Gene Ontology annotation, molecular function: zinc ion binding. Bases 1 to 1935 code for a protein of 644 amino acids. The transcript has a single exon. Lineage: Eukaryota; Viridiplantae; Streptophyta; Magnoliopsida; Fabales; Fabaceae. Gene Ontology annotation, biological process: regulation of DNA-templated transcription.
AUGGAUCACUCUCAAAUUAUAACUAUUGAAGACAUUGAUAUGAGUGGAAGUUUAGUAUGUGUAGAUGAUAUUGUUGAUUUGGAAAAAGACACUGAUGAAUUUAAAGAAGAUGAUCUUAGUGAAAUCAUGGCAAAAAAAGAUGGUGAAUGUGAAGAAGAUGAUCUUAGUGAAAUCAUGACAAACAAAGAUGGUGAAUGUGAAGAAGAUGGUGGACAUGAAAUUGUGGGAGAUGUUGAUACUGAAUUAAGCGAGACCCCUAUUUUAACUAGAGUUUUUGAGACAUCAGAAGAAGCUUAUAUUUUUUAUAAUGCUUACGCAAAAGGUAAGGGGUUCGGAAUACGUAAGCAAUACCAUAACAAGAGUACAAUUACAAAACAACCUUAUAGGUGGAGAUAUGUGUGCUCAAAGCAAGGUGUCAAGAGACUAGAUGUUAAAAGAAUUGAUGUUGACAAUGUUAAAAGGCAAAGGGAUACAAGAACUAAUUGUUUGGCGAUGUUACAAGUAAAGUUACUGGAUGGCCUAUGGAAAGUGGAUAAGUUCAAUGAUAUACACAAUCAUCCAAUGAUUAACACUCCAACAAAGGUGAAGAAGUUUCUUUCUCAAAAUCCAUUAAGACGCUCAGAUUUGACAAAAUCAAUUGUGUCUAAACUUUUUCAAGAGGGUUUAACAUCUUCGAAAAUCUCAAAGGUUGUGAGUGCUAUGAAUAAAGAGGUUAAUCUUACUCCCGUUCAAAUCAACAGUAUUAUAUCUAGCCAGCGAAAGAAUAAUGUAGGGCGAGAAUGUCAGGGCAUCAUCAAACACUUUCAAAGGAAGUCCAUGGUUGAUGGAGCUUUUUAUUUUGCUAUGCAUUUCGCAGAAGAUGGAACAUUAAGAAGCAUAUUCUGGGCAGAUGGUAGGUCAAGAGCUGCAUAUGCUCAUUUUGGUGAAGUCCUUGUCUUUGAUGUGACUUACAGAACAAACAAGUUCAAGUUUCCUUUUGCUCCUUUUGUGGGAGUUAAUCACCAUGGGCAAACAAUUUUAUUUGCUGCCGCUUUGCUAGAAGAUGAAACGGAAGCAAUUUUUACAUGGUUGUUUGAACAAUUUCGGACAUGUAUGUUUGACAAGUCUCCUGUUGCUAUUAUCACUGAUCAAGAUAAAGCCAUGGGAAAAGCAAUUGCCAAGAUAUUUCCUGAAGCACGACAUCGUUUUUGCGCUUGGCAUAUAAAGAAACAUGUUAUGGAGCAUAGUCAAGCACUACGCGCACAAUUUAAAGAUGAUUUUGAUGUUGACUUCCGUGCAUGGUAUAAAAGUCGCAACAUUGAUGAGUUUGAAGGCAAAUGGGAAGUAUUGAGGACUAAAUAUGUUAUUAAGACAGAUAGUUGGCUGGCUAACAUGCACGCUUCUCGGCAUCAUUGGGCAAAGGCAUACUUGAAAGAUACCUUUUUUGCUGGAAUGACCACAAGUGGCCGAAGUGAGAGCAUCAAUGCAUUUUUUGAUGGAUAUGUCAACUCUAAUACAAUGUUAAAUGAUUUUGUUAUCCAGUAUGACAAAGAAAUCAAAUCUAGGAGGGAUGCGGAGGAAGAUGAGGAUUUCAAAACUAGAAAUACAAAAGCAGUUUUGGAGACUAAUCAUCCUAUUGAAGAAAUAGCUGGUGAAUGGUACACAAGAAAAUUAUUUGAAAUUUUCAAAAAGGAGUGGAAGGCUGCCAUACUUGAUUAUUUUCAUGAAAAGAUUGCAACGAAGGAAAACCUUAUCAUGUAUCGAGUGGGGUCUCGUGAAGUUGAUAAAGAAAUGUGGGCAAUUGUCGAGUAUCAUUUGACAGAAAGCUUCACAACUCAAUGUUCAUGUGCAAAGUUUGAGACUAUGGGGAUUUUGUGUAAACAUAUUCUAUACAUUAUGAAGAAGAAACAAAUAAUGACCCUUCCUGAAAAAAUAUCUUGUUUAGAUGGACUAUGA